Molecule: messenger RNA, 1375 nt
Organism: Drosophila gunungcola (fruit fly)
Lineage: Eukaryota; Metazoa; Arthropoda; Insecta; Diptera; Drosophilidae
Exons: 1
Coding region: 288-1199 (303 amino acids)
Biological process (GO): proteolysis
Molecular function (GO): serine-type endopeptidase activity
Source: RefSeq, a predicted model, not a curated record
CUGCACUCCUUCUUAUUAAUUUAACCCUUAAUUUAAUUUAAAAGAUUUAUUUGAAGAUUAUGUUAUGGAACUAAAUGUUUUACCCCUGUGAUUAAACCCUCGAUUUUUUCAAACUCCCAAUUGGAUAGUCAGUGGCUAUUGGGUUGCACUUCAAAUGUUUGUUUUCCUGACGUAUGUUUGGUCAUUAGACCUGACACAUUGUCAACAGGCAACAACUGCCAACUGAGAGCCGUCAACUGUUUAUGUUUGCCAUUUAGCAGGCAAAACAUUUUGAUUACGCAUACGCCAUGUGGAUCGAAGCGACGUUUGUUGCUUUGACAGGCGCCUCGAAUUCCAUUGCGUCCAUUGCGCCCAUAAAUAAAAGUCAGCUGCUGGUCAUCAGUCGAUUGGAGAUGCAUUCGCUGUUUGUUUGUGUUUCAGCGCUUUGCUUUUCUCGUCAGUUUUCCGAUGCGGGACCUUCCCUUUGCCAGGAUUGUCGCGUGAAUGUGAUAUAUCCUGGAGCGAAAAAAACCCACCAGCAGUUGCCCGAAAAUCAGCGGAUAGUGCGUAUCAUCAAUGCAUACAGGCUAGUCAGGAAUACGGAAAUAAGACAGCCUAACCAGGAUUUAAGCUUUAUAGCCAAGGUAAAGGUGGGAGCUACCAUACGAUGCAGUGCAGCCUUGGUGGCUUCAAGAUUGCUUAUCAGCUCUAGUAUUUGCCUGGGAAAUGGAACUCCUCAGAGUCUUCAAAUACUCUUUGCAGGCGGUAAAACUUUCGCUGUGGAUUCGGUAUUAAAUCCCGAGUUUUGUCCGGAACUUAGUCUGAUCCAUUUGAUGAACCCUUCUGCAAUUAAUCCAAUUAAAUUGUGCCUUCAAAACCUUUCGUUGGGCACUAAUGCCUCCAUGAUGAUGGCCAGUCCUGAUCUCAGCUUUUACGGUCGUCGGCACACUCAAAUCAUCUCGAAUCGUGCCUGCAAAACCACGUUUUUGGACGAGGAUUCCGUUUUUAUAACACCCAAUAUGCUGUGUGCCAAGAACUCUAUGAAACCAGAGAAAUGUGCCACCUCUCCUGGAGAUUCCCUGCUGAUAGACCACCAAUUGUGUGGUGUAAAUAUCUAUGGUUUUCGCUGUCUUGCAAAUGCCGUCAAUGGGGAUCUCUAUAUAAACCUAAGUGAGCUACAGCCCGUGCUAAGCGAUUUGAUACGGAAACUUAACGGUUGAGACAGAGAAAAAUUUCAAAUCAAUUAGAUACCCAUAAAGUUACUUAAUACUUAUAACUAUAAAUAGCUCAGAUGGCAGUUAUUAUGCAGCUAAAGUGCUUGGUUAUUGUUUUAGCAAUUUCCCAAGGAAUCUGUACAGACUUAGACCUUUCGCAGUCGGUGCCACAGGUUAACCUG